AUACGAAGCAACUAUAAGAAUCAAACAAAUAUAAAAGAAAAAGUUAAUUCAAAUCAAAAUCGACUGAUUUAGAUAUAUUUCUAGUACUUAUUCUCUUAGAUCUUUGAAGAAAAGAGUUAUAUUUUCAUUAUUUUCAACAUAACUAACAUUAAUCACAUCAAAAUAUAGCUUUAUAAAAGAAUAAUGAUGAAAUUUUCUUUUACAUCCGUUUCUCAUUGUUUCUAAUUGUGACAGAUCUUUUUCUCAUUUUGAAAGAAUCUUAGUUUACAGUCUUAUUUUAAAUCUUCUUCUUUAGUGAGGAUUAAUCAAUAGGUCUUCAUAAAAGAGUUUUGUUCCAGAUUGAAAGCUGAUUAGAAUUUUAUGUUUCUCAAUUUCUCAUUUUGUAAGCUAAUUAAUUAAGAAAAAGUAGAAUCUUUCGUUCUAUAAAUUAUCAACAGAGAAAAUAGGUAUAAUUAAUAGAAAAGAAAAGCGCUGUCAUAAAUAUAGUCCCCGUUCGAUGUAUUGAAAAUAAUAAAAUGCAACCAUUUCCCUCAAGAUGUAAGAGAUGGAGCGCUACAAAUAUUUCUAAAUCAGCCGAUUUUGAUUUGAAUUAAAUUUCUAUUUUAUAUUUGUUUGAUUCUUAUAGUUGCUUUGUAUUUUAUUUGAAUUAAAUAAAGAAUAAAUAGACUAAAAUUAUUAACGAAUUAAUAAGCUUUACUUAUAUUAAUAACGAAGUACAAAUAUGACUGUAAUAUAACUCCAUAUUUAGUAACUAUUUGAUAAUACCUACCUGAGUGCACAUAGCCACACCUUAGUGUAUGGGCUAUGUGCACUUAAGUGUUCGUAGUCACUUCCUUAUUUUAAAUCUUUGAAAUAUAUUAUUAUGCACAAAUUUUUUCUAUAGAAAACCAUUUUCAUCAAAAUCAACAUUAAAUGUUGACGAUCAAUUAAGUACCAAUGAAUCAUCAGCUGAGGAUGAUGUUUCUGUUGAUGAUUAUUUGUCGUCUGGUGAAGGAACACGUGGUAGUAGCCGUGGUGAUUACGAUGAUAAAUCAUUCAGCAGUCAACAAAGUUCAAGUAAUGAAGAUAAUGCUUCAACAUUGUCCGAUGAUGAAGAAAUCGUUACUAAUACUUCAACUAAUACUUCCAUUGAUCCAACUUUAUUAUCUAUUCGUUCUUUGAUUAAACGAGUUCGUGAACUUGUUGGUCUGGUGAAUAAAUCUGGUUCACUAAGCGAAUACAUUCGUCAACAAGCAAAAGAAAAAAAAUUAUCUGGAGAAGUAUGAUAUUAGUAACAUUAGGACAUUAUUGACUAAAUUGGCUUGUGAAUUGUAUUUUUUAAUCAAUGAGAUGAGUUUUGGAAGAAAAUCUCCGUAAAUAUUUUCUCUUACUCCUAUCUCUACUGGUAGAAGUACAUACAGUACAAUAGAUUUACUGAAGAGAGAAGACUAGUUGAAUUUUUCUAUUUAAAUGUAUCUUCGUUCCAAAAUUCUACAGUAUAUAUAUUAUCAUAAAAUUUUUUAGAGCUACCGGAACUUUCUGAGUCUUUAAUGUAUUCAACAAGAGUGGGGUUUUUCUACUAAUUAGGAUUAUUAGAAAUAUAACUUAAUAGUUAUGGUUAGCGACAAAACCAAGAUAUUGGGCUAGGAAGUUCACCCUUCCCUGCUAAAUCGAAUAAAUCUCUCAAAAAUCUCAACAGAGGAGAAGAAUCAAAGACCUGUAGUGAGAGCUGACCGUCCUGGUCAUUCUCAGGUUUUACCACUCGUUAGGAUGCCCUUAAUCAUUUAAGUAAAUUAAAUACUUUCAUGAUUGUUCUCAAGUGCUAAACUGUAACUAGUGAAACGAGAAUAUGGAUAUUUAUCUGUUUACUAUAAUUAUUCUAGUAAUUCAACACGCAAAGUAAAUGAAUUGAUGUUUACGUCGGAUAUGCUUCAUAUUGUGAAGCUUACAUAUAUUUUCGAAGAAAAUAGUGGGUGUAAGUUUUAAGACGAAGUUUUCCUGCUCCCCCUCUUCAUUUCAGACACUUACCCCUCCAUUACAGAUCAUCAUAACCCUUACUUCACAUUAUAGGCCUUAGUAGUUCCUUUCUCACAUUACAGACCUGAGCAAUCAAGAUUACAAAUCGGAUAUUCACAACAGUCUUAUUUGCCAUGUAAUUCAAUGUUAAUAAUAAUAAUAACAAUAAUAAUAAUGAUGAUGAUGUUAAAUUACAAAAAAAAGAAAAAUACAAAUACGAAAAUAACACACAAUGAGCGAAUAACAGCGAUGAAAAUGAAAAAUAGGGCGCUCAUAAAAAAGAACUGCAUUUUUGUUUAAAAUUGUAGAAAUAAAAAACGACAGCGUUUGAUAACAAUCGAUCAUCAUUAGAAAAAAACUGUCGUCUUUUUACGAUAUUACAUUCUGUGCAUCUUGUAUUAGUAUAAAGACGAUAAAGAGGAUAAGUGAGUUUCACAUUUCAACCUCAAAAAGGCUACGUUAACAUGUCUUUUCUCACUGAAAAAAUGAAUAUUAUUAAGCUUUACAUAAUCAUAUGUAGUUGACGUCUUUGUUAUACAUAUUAAUCAAAUGCUCUAGUUAAAAGAUACGUAUUCUGUUUUCGUGAGGCUAAUUCUUAUGAUUUCAAUCUUACGUGACUGUUGUCUACAUAAUAUACUCGUUACGAUAAAGUGAUUCUAUUCGAAAAAUUUUAUUUUUGUAAUUUAUGACAUGACGAAGCAGGUGACAAAAAAAAGAUCAUACCAAUCAUAUUUGUAUUUUUUCUUCUCAAUGAUUGCUCUAAUAUUGCGUUUCCGCACAAGAGAUAUUAGUUUUUAAUAUUUUCUAAAACUUAAAGGCAUAUUUUUUGAAUAUUUUAGGGGUUAAUCAUGGAUUGCGAAGUGAGAUGGAAUUCCUGUUUUUUCAUGCUUAAACGUUUUACUGACUAUCAGUCAAUCAUCGAAAACAUUACUAUUCUUCACCGAUCUGUUAUUGCUGGUCUAUCUUCAUCAAUUGUUUUUCAUUUAAAAAGCCUUAUGUUUACUUCUGAAGAAUGGGAUUAUUUGAUAGCGACUUGUAACGUCCUCAAUAUAUUUAAUCAAGCAUGUCAACUUUUAUCAAGAAGACGUUAUCAGACAUUGUCAAUCGGCUAUAUGGUAUCAUGUGGAUUACGUAAUUCGCUCCUAGAACCAUCAUCAGGUCCUCAAGGAUACAUUGAAAAUAUGAUAAAAAAAACACCUUUUCGGUGCUUUCAUGGAACAUUUUGACAAAAAACUAUCAAUCGAUCAGAAGAAUUCAAUGCUCGUAAGUUUUGUUUCCUUUCUUGCAUCUUUUUAUCUUUCGUGCAAUCGAAGCUGUUAUUAUUAUUAUGUAGAAUUGAGUAUUUUUUUGGAAAACAUUCCUAUAAAAAUUAUUUUUGUAUUACUGCAAUGUUGAUUAAUUCUUAUUGAUCAAACAUUGUUUUACCAAAUUAUAGACGUUAUCAAUUAUUUUUUGGAAAAUGUUUCACUAAUUGAAAUUGAUAUAGAACUGUUGCAAUUGAAAAUAAGUAAACUAAAGAAAAUUUAUUAAAUCGAACGUUCUGAUAUGUUACAAGAAUUAUAUUGUUUAUGUACACAUGAUAUAUGAAUGUGACAUAUGUUGAGAUCCUCAUUCUUGCAUCGGUUAAGCCAGUAGAUGGAUUUCUCAAAGCAAGACUGUAUGUAAAGCAGCAGAGAAAUUCAUAUUUAAAGUACAACUUUUUUUCGAGAAUGUUUUUACAUGAUAAGAUGGAGCACAUCAAGUUAAAUAAGGAAAAGUAAGUUUUUUUCUUUGAGAAAAAAAAUCUAAAGGAUGAAAAUUUAAAAACGACUGAAAAUCGCUGCAUUAGUGACUUUUCAUGGUUUUGAUGAUAUUUUAUUCUAAUUCUAAACGAAAGCUAAAUUUAAAAACAAAGUUUAUGUGGUAUUCACUUAUUAUAUGAGAAUGAAAAAAUUUUAAACUUUCUCGUUAAUGAAAAUUCUCGCUAGGAGCCAUGUCUCAACGAAAAUAAUUUUCUAGUGACCUCUAGAAAAAGAAUUUGAGGCAUCAGUAGUUUGUCCCCUAGUUUUAGUAAAUUUUAUUUUUUAUGCAAGGUCCAUAAAACUACGUUUGAACCUCAAAUUCUCUUCUUAUUGAAAGAUGAAGUGUUCAUCUGUGCAUCAAAUCAAGGAAAUAGCUAGAUUUCAACAACAAAAAACGUUUUCGUGAAAAAUCACAUGCAGCUUUGUUCCUACUAGUAUGGCGAAUAUAAAGAUCUAAAACUGUUGAAUUUAUCGCUUACGUGUAAAGAGUUGAUAGGUCUGCCAGAUAAAAAGCAAGACUUUUAUUAUCCACCAAAAGUUUCAAACUUUUUCAUUCUCACAUAAUAUUUGCACAACACAAACAUUUUGUUUUCAGAUUCAGCUUUUAUGUAGAAUUAAAAUAAAAUAUCAUUAAAGUUAUCAAAGAUCACUGAUGCAGUGAUUUUCAGUCGUUUUCAAAUUUUAGGUGACUUUUGAGGAAUUUGAAAGAUGAUAUUUCUUUUUAAUUUUUGUCCUCAGUUUUUUCAAAGCAUAAAACUCACUCGCUCUUAUUCAACUUGGCGACUCCUCCCUAGGGAAAAUCUUUGAUGUUUCGGCCCCGGAUCCUUGGAAGAUAGGAUCAAGAUCCUGCAAGGAUUCGAUGUUUUUUCCUGAGGAAACGACUAAAUCCUGAAAGAAGCGUGUAGCCA
This is a messenger RNA of Rotaria sp. Silwood2, 4684 nucleotides long. NCBI's taxonomy places the organism in Eukaryota, Metazoa, Rotifera, Eurotatoria, Philodinida, Philodinidae. The record is from the annotation of a GenBank genome assembly.